Molecule: messenger RNA, 1749 nt
Organism: Symbiodinium sp. CCMP2456
Lineage: Eukaryota; Dinophyceae; Suessiales; Symbiodiniaceae
Source: the annotation of a GenBank genome assembly
AUGAACGACGAAUUGGCGGGGGCACAGGCCACAAUGUCACCUCCGCUACCUAGGCCCCGCAGAGACCGCCCGGCACCGUACGAAGCGGACACACCGCCAUGGGUGGGUGCACUGGAGGGUAGGCUGCUGGCGCACCUGGAACCACUCAAAGCGGACGUCUCAGACAUGAACAUGCGCCACAACGAGAUACACCGUGAACUUGUUCAUUUUACUACGGAAAUGAAAGCCCAGGAAAUUCGCUUGGAUGACCACGACGCACAAUUAAGAGAGCAUGCUGAGCUGCACGAGGGUAGCCUUCUCCGCAUAUCGACACUCGAGAAAGAAGUGAAAGAACUGCGUGCAGCCUCGAGGUCCCCAACACCAUCACAUGCCCCCCGUUCGCCCAGAGACAGAAGUCCUACCCCGGGGAGAGAACGUAACAUUGAAGAGGAGCUGCAGCUCGCCAUUGGCGGGUGGCAGGACUGCAGGAGAGAUGAUGCUGUGGAAGAAGCCAAGGCCAUGUUCGAAGCGGCAGGACUCAAAGAUGCGUGGGAGGACAUUUACUCAUCGUAUAAUCGCACAUCACAUGUGCGAGUCGUGCUGGCCUUCCCAUCCCACUACAAAACCGUACCCCAACAGAGAGCCUUCCAGACCCAAGUCCUAGAAAAGCUCAAGGCCCGGAAAUGGACGAGCUCAGUACAAGGCAAUGAGAACAGAGUCAUAUGGAUCAGCCGACAUAGAACUCCUGAAGACCGGGCGAAAAUCCGGGCCAUAGUCAGCGUGAAGGAGUUUAUUGAUCAACUCACAUUUGGAGGAGGGCUCCGCAAACAGCAUGGGGAGAUCGACUGGCGAGGGAAGAUGUUCGUAGGUAACGUAAAUGUCCUAGGCGGACCCGAUUCGGCCGAACCCUACCAGGAACAAGACCUUGCCUUGAUGGACGCCCGUGGGAAUCACUCUGGGUGGUUUAUUCGAGCCGAGCCUUUCCAGAGAGCGACAGGUUUGCCGGGAAGCCAACUGCAGGAGCUAUGGGACCAGCGGGUACUUGAAGGAUCGGACACGUUGCUAGGGACGGACCACAAAUGCUGCACCGUUGCCCUGCAGCAGACCUUCAAGAGCAGAACGAACAGAGCCCUGGCGGAGCAACUAGACACAGCGGGCCUUGAUCUCUCCGCAAAUACUCUGCAGGACCUGGCGACACAAGCGUGCCACCGGCCCAAGUCGCUAAGGUACAAAGAUGGGAAGGACAUUAAGGCACUCAUCUCCCUGCGGAGAAAACAGUCCGGAGCCGAUGCCAGAAAGACCGCGCAUAAGAUAGCGGUCACCCGCGCCUUGGCCAAGAAGGAGUGGAUGACCUCGCUCCUGGACAGGGGUGCGGCAGGUGACUACUUUGCUAUCAGCUUCUUUAAGCGCCGCCAGUCAGCUAGGCACUCUCAGGGUUCUUUCAUAAUGAGAGCAGGAGGCCAAGAAGCAGCCACCCGUGACCUGAAACAUUUCUACAAAGUCAAGUACACUCCACCAAACCCCACUUCCCCUGACCUGACCAUGCAAAUGUAUGACCAGGCAGUUGGUGAGACUCCUAAUGCCGACCCCAUCACCCCUGAGGAGAUACAACUAGUGCUCGACACGACCAAAGCAGGAAAGAGUGCAGGAGCCGAUGGGGUUCCAUACGAACUCAUCUACUCGUUGAUGCAAUCACCUCUGCAAGCGAAAUUCGUUUCCUUUUAUAAUUCAAUAUUGCAGGAACGAAGCCGAUCCCGGAACGAUGGCUAA